AUGCGCAUGAAAGAUACACCAAGGAUUGAAAUAAGAAUUUGCAAAAAAUGUGCUAAUGCGCUUUAUUAUGAUAAGAAUAAAUUUACUCAGAAGGAGAAUGGAAAUAUUGGAAUUUGUUUUGAAAUUUGUGAAGGCUGCGCGAAAUUAAAUAUGCAGCUCAAAGAUUUUGUUUCAGAGUGGGACGAGAAGAAGGUACAGAACAUGAAAAAGGAAUAA
This is a messenger RNA of Meloidogyne enterolobii, 216 nucleotides long. Lineage: Eukaryota; Metazoa; Nematoda; Chromadorea; Rhabditida; Meloidogynidae. The record is from the annotation of a GenBank genome assembly.